UUUCCUAAGCUUUCUAACGGGAUCUUUCCCUAAAGGCUGCAAUGAUAGCCUGGUGGUAUGACCAUCCAUAUGAUAAAGAUUGCAAAGGGUACUUUUUUACCAGAUAUGACUACGCUCCGCUGGAUGCGUUUGAUAUACAACAAUCAUAUUCAUUGGUGCACAUAGCUUAGUACCGCUGGAAACGAAAGCAACAUUUUUUUUAUGUGCGGGCUAUGUGUACGUACUUUAAAUACCUGCAAUGGGUCAUCGUGAAUGGUGUACUUAUGUGUAGAGAACAAUACCUACAUUAUGCCCCGCGUAUCUUGCUAGCCUAGUUUUGGAGAACUGUGGCAUAUUACUGUAGCUAUCUAUCUCAGGUGGAAAAGCACACUUAGUCAAAUGUACCGAAAGGCUUUGGUUUUUAAUUCAUCUGUAGAAAAUCAUGGCGAGGCAAUCAGGGCUCUAGAACUUCUCAAGCAGGGUGUGUAUAUCAAUAGAUACCCGGCACAGCAGGGUCGUCGGUAUUCCCGGCAAAGAGUGCAGCUUGGACCAGAAAUCAUUUACGAUCUCAGUCGGCCAGUCAGUAUCCGGACCAGUAGAAACGGUGUUUAAAAAGAUCUUGAGCAUCCGUACCACUGAAAGCGCUGGAAAGCGCGGCCUUGCGUGUGAUUUGGGGGACAAGGGGUCAACAAGACAAUAUGUGGGGUUUGGUUACUUCUUUUAUCGUUGACCCUUUUUUGCACUUCGAUCCCUGUUCUAAAAUUUACCUUGCGUUUAAACAAUAGACAUGAAUAGCACGUGUCAUUUAAAUAACAUGGUUUACACGCAAAUUAAGCCUAGUGUUACAGUAAAUAGUCUCGUUGCGAUAAUUACGGCCAUGGUCACGAGUUCGCGUGCGAAACGUAACACGCAAGGUGACAUAAUAAUAUCGGACACACCAGCCGUCAUACUGUCACAUAUAAAUUAAUAAAAUAUUAUAAAAAGUCACACGAAAGCCUAAAAAUGACUGAUACGCCAACGGAGGCUGACUCUGACGUUGAAGUUUCCAAAAAGCCAGCCAAGGAGGUUCCUGUAGUCCAAGACCAUGGAUUCUUCAAACACACCACAGGCGAUUUGUAUGAUGGCUACUUCGAAGCCAAGAAAAAAGAUCGUUCUGUUCGGAUGCAUGGGCCUGGCGUGUACACCACCGCUGAAGGAGACUGCUACACGGGGCUCUGGGAAUCAGACAAAUUUGGUGGCAACGAGGAGGUGUCUAUAACAUACGUCGACGGCUCAACAUAUAAAGGUCAAUUUAAAGAUUGGUAUUACAAUAACCACGGACAAUACACCUAUCCUGAUGGAAGUUUAUUGGAUUGCGAUUUCAUCGACAAUUGCCCUGUGGGUCACUUGAGACUGACAGACCCUAACGGGCACGUUUGGUUGGGGAAAGCGGACUCGGGCUACGGUUGGUUCGAGCCGGUAAAUCACUUCUUUGAAUUUUUGGAUACAACUCGGGAAUCAACUAAAGUAAAACGACGUCAUACUCAUAGGACUAUUUAACUUGAAGUUUCUGCGGGUAAACCUUCCAAAAUACCUAGAGAGUAAACAACGUUGAUUUACUACCAUU
Trichoplusia ni (cabbage looper) is the source of this 1585-nucleotide messenger RNA. Its product is annotated as phosphatidylinositol 4-phosphate 5-kinase 5-like. NCBI's taxonomy places the organism in Eukaryota, Metazoa, Arthropoda, Insecta, Lepidoptera, Noctuidae. The transcript is spliced from 3 exons. The coding region runs from base 982 to 1518 and encodes 178 amino acids. The record is from RefSeq and is a predicted model, not a curated record.